This is a messenger RNA of Dermacentor silvarum, 722 nucleotides long. RefSeq lists its product as uncharacterized. The transcript has 2 exons. The coding region runs from base 165 to 722 and encodes 185 amino acids. The record is from RefSeq and is a predicted model, not a curated record. Lineage: Eukaryota; Metazoa; Arthropoda; Arachnida; Ixodida; Ixodidae.
AACGUAUUUCAGGCGGCGGACCACCGCCCGAACCGCUAGACGACAGGCUCGCUCGAGUCGAGGCGCUCGUGCCGCACGUGGCGGUGCGGGUGCCAAACCCAUUUGACAGCGACAGGCAGUCGCAGACGCUAGCCAGUGAGUCCGUCGCAGACAUUAUUGACGGCAUGAUACAGGAGACCGAUGCACGGUGCCACGACAGCGACGAUGAGUUCGUGAUGAACCGUGACCUAAGCCAGGCAGAAAAUGAGUUUGCUGAGGCUACAACACAGCAGAGCUCGCCAGCACCUCCUCUAAGCAGUGGUGGGCUGCCUGCAGAAACGGCAACCUCAUCGUGCGGCCAAAACAGAGAAGAAGCUUUCGUGGACCAAGGUUCAGGAGCUCAGCCAGUUGUCCGCCGUCGCCAAGGUGGCCGUCUUGCUGCUGUCGACACAGCAUUGUCGAUGGAGCUGGAGGCUCGCCUUCGUGCUGUAAACGACGAGAGAAAUCAAAAACGUACUGAGCACGGGGCAAGAAUGAAAAUGAUAGAAGGCGAACAUGCUUUGAAAAAGCAGCAAUAUGCCGAUGAACGGCGCAAACGGAAUAUACUGCACAGAAUGAAGGUGCGUGUUUUAAAACCUAAAAAGAGGGUCCAUAACCUCAAGCAAGCAAUUAUAACAAAGCAGCCUGAACUCCUCAGGCCAGGAGGCAUUAUUGAACGUGACCUCGUACCGCAAGAUUAUUAA